CCGGAAGGCGGCUCUGGUUCCGGGCCGCGCGGCGCCAUGGACUCGCUGUGGCGGCUGAAGAGGUUCGAUGCCUUCCCCAAGACCCUGGAAGACUUUCGGGUUAAGACGUGCGGGGGCGCGCUUGUGACGGUUGUCAGUGGGCUCAUCAUGGUGCUGCUGUUCUUCUCGGAGCUGCAGUACUACCUCACCAAGGAGGUUCAUCCUGAAUUAUACGUUGACAAAUCAAGGGGAGAUAAGCUGAAGAUCAACAUAGAUGUUACUUUUCCGCAUAUGCCUUGUGCUUAUUUGAGCAUUGAUGCGAUGGACGUAGCAGGAGAACAGCAGCUGGAUGUAGAGCACAAUCUGUUUAAGCAACGUUUGGAUAAAGCUGGCAAUCGUGUGACUCCAGAGGCUGAGAGACAUGAGCUCGGAAAGGAGGAAGAAAAAGUGUUUGAUCCAAAUACUUUGGAUGCUGAUCGUUGUGAGAGCUGUUACGGGGCAGAGUCCGAGGACAUUCGAUGUUGUAAUACUUGUGAUGAUGUCAGAGAAGCCUACAGGCGGCGAGGCUGGGCCUUCAAGAACCCAGAUACUAUAGAGCAAUGCAAGAGAGAAGGGUUUAGCCAGAAAAUGCAAGAACAAAAGAACGAGGGCUGCCAAGUGUAUGGUUUCCUGGAGGUCAACAAGGUAGCUGGAAAUUUUCACUUUGCACCAGGAAAAAGUUUCCAACAGUCCCAUGUACAUGUGCACGCUGUUGAGAUUCAUGACCUCCAGAGCUUCGGACUUGAUAAUAUCAAUAUGACGCACUACAUCAAACAUCUCUCAUUUGGAAGGGAUUAUCCAGGCAUCGUGAAUCCUCUGGAUGGGACAGACGUCACUGCACAGCAAGCUUCCAUGAUGUUUCAGUAUUUUGUCAAAGUGGUCCCCACAGUUUAUAUGAAGGUAGACGGUGAAGUGGUAAGGACUAACCAGUUUUCAGUUACACGACAUGAGAAAAUAGCCAACGGGCUAAUAGGAGACCAAGGUCUGCCUGGUGUAUUUGUGCUAUAUGAACUGUCACCCAUGAUGGUUAAGCUGACAGAGAAACACAGGCCCUUCACACACUUUCUCACAGGAGUUUGUGCCAUUGUUGGUGGCAUAUUUACAGUUGCAGGAUUCAUUGAUUCCUUGAUCUAUCACUCAGCACGUGCCAUCCAGAAGAAAAUCGAACUCGGGAAGGCAAUAUAAAUAAGCAGUGACCUCACCCACACAUUAAAAAAAAUAUAUAUCUGUAAGGGGAACUAAACAGGAUUUUCAAAAUAUAUGUGAUCUUCUGAGUACACGUGAGAAGAGGUUUGGAAUUACCAGAUGGCCCCAACUGCUCUUACUGUCUCAUCAUCCUUUGGCAUUAAUUUAUGGAUUGAACUGCUUGAAACUUGCUGCUAUAAAGAUUCAUUAGCCAUCUUGUCUGGCUGUGCAGACGCUACUGUAAAAACCCUCUUGUGUCAGUCCAUGUUCAUCCAGUUUGCCCUCCGAAAGAGCUGCUGGAGAUACUGCAUUCUUUUUGACUCCAGGAAUAAUGUACUAUAUUGUCAUGAGACCUGUGAUGGAUUGAAGUUGACAUCAAAUAAACUUUCUGGCAAUUUUAAAAAUUAUUUAAUUUUUUAUUUAAAAUUAUUCUUUAAAAAGUUUCUGAAUGUGCUGACAGUGUAUGCCAGACCUCUGUGGACAUGUGCUGAAUCCCAUGUGCUUUCCUUCCAGCUGUCCAGGGCAAUGUGAUGAGGCCUGGUGCUCAGGAUGUAUGAUGGGAUGUUUCUGUAUGAUGGGGCAUUGCAGAUGCUUCAGAUUGUUCUUAUGAAAGAUGCAAGCUAAUGUUUCAGGAAAAAAAAAAAAAAGUGUUUGGAGUUUUAAAUAAUUUUAAAAUUGGAUUGUGUUUGCACUUCCCCUCUGUUUAUAUUUUGUACUAAAGUCCAUCCUCUGUGUUUUGGUAAAGCAUUUGGAAGAAUAAUUAAAUUAUUUGAUCCA
Molecule: messenger RNA, 1980 nt
Organism: Oxyura jamaicensis (ruddy duck)
Lineage: Eukaryota; Metazoa; Chordata; Aves; Anseriformes; Anatidae
Gene: ERGIC3
Product: ERGIC and golgi 3
Exons: 14
Coding region: 37-1203 (388 amino acids)
Biological process (GO): retrograde vesicle-mediated transport, Golgi to endoplasmic reticulum; endoplasmic reticulum to Golgi vesicle-mediated transport
Cellular component (GO): COPII-coated ER to Golgi transport vesicle; Golgi membrane; endoplasmic reticulum
Source: RefSeq, a predicted model, not a curated record